This is a messenger RNA of Phycodurus eques (leafy seadragon), 1702 nucleotides long. RefSeq names its product OTU deubiquitinase with linear linkage specificity a (gene otulina). Bases 50 to 724 code for a protein of 224 amino acids. The transcript is spliced from 3 exons. The record is from RefSeq and is a predicted model, not a curated record. NCBI's taxonomy places the organism in Eukaryota, Metazoa, Chordata, Actinopteri, Syngnathiformes, Syngnathidae.
CAUCUCCCACUUGCAACAACAACACGUUUCGAAUGCUCAACUGCCGACAAUGUCCUGGUUCAAAGCUGCGUCAAACGGCGUCGACGACGUUUUUGAAGACAACACGGACGAACUUGACAUUUUAAGCAAAGAAUGGGCGGUCAACAUGAAGAGGAGAAUCAGGGAUGGUUAUGUGGACGGCGCCGACGCCGGCGAGGAUGCCGCACUGGAGGUGGGCUUCAAGGAGGGCUUCCAGGAGGGAGCCGCCAAGACUGUGGCUGUUGGGCGACUUCGAGGGAUCGUAUGCGCAAUAGGCAGCUGGUACCAGGUGGAGCAUCGGGGCCAGCCCUUCCCCGCCUCCGUCACGGAGCUCCUGCGGCGUGUUUCGCAGCACGAGGAUUCCAUCGUGACGGAAAUUAUGAAGGCCAUGGAGAAGCUCCCUCCUCCCAGCGUGGACGACGUGUUGGAGAGCAUGGAAGGGCUUCGGGUGGCGGCACCGCAGGGUUGCCCGCCGGAGGGUUGCCAAAGGAGCGACUGUUGUCGAGGGGCGGAGCAAAUGGACACGGAUUCUCCGCAACAUUCCCAAACGUUACAUUCCGCGUGCGGCGACGGUUCCUCCUCUUCUUCCGCUUCAGCCCGUGGAACAAUCUUCAGCGAGCUCGUGCAGAGCUGCAAGGACAUAGUGUCGGAGCUCGGGCUGCCUGUGGGCCUUUUGGAGCACAUAAAUGAACUGGAGAACGUUUAACUGAUGUGAUUAUAUACACUGACAAUUGACUUACGGGUUUUUCGAGAUAUGAUUUUCUUGUUUUGAGUCACGAGCGCUGGCUAAAAGGCAGCAAACGUCACAACAAGCAGCAGUUGGGCAGGUUGUGACUGUAAAACUAAGCAUAAAAGAGAAUUACACGUUGGCUUGGCCUGAGAAGAAAGUCUGCUAGCUUAUCGCUAGCGCACAAUGGAAAAUAACCCAGACAGGCUAACAAAACUAGCAUUGAUAUUACGAUAAUCGUAAACACUUUACUGAAACACAAGCGGUAGCAACACAUAAAGACAGCGUACAACUACACACUCUGGCAUAUAUUCAUCAAAUUUAUGUCUUAUGUACACAGCAUUUUCUAUACUGCCCCCUAGUGGCCAAGGUAUGAACAGAAGGAGUACCACAAUGAAUUGAUGAAAUUGUGACACAAACUAAUCCUUUAUAUGGUUUUUAUGUUAUUACUGUAUGUUUUUAGAAAGUAAAAUAUUCUGCAGUGAUAUUUUUUUUAUUUAAAAAAAUCGUGUUACAUUUUUGUUGAUGUUUUUGGAGGGCUGGAUCAGAUUAACGGUAUUUCCAUUCAUUUCAAUGAGGAAAAAAGAUUGAGACUGUUGAUUGAGCUACGACUGUUUUGGGUUACGAGCGUGAUCACAAUGAAAUUAAUUUAAGGCACCAAUGUUGACAAAAAAUGUAACUUUUAACCACUAAUUCAGUCAUAAUUAGUUUUUCUCUGUCUAAAAUUACUGUUUUACUGGGGAAAAUAUAUUUUAAAACCUUAUUUAUGCAUGAAAUAAAUUAUCUUUUUUAGGUGGCACACAGUACAGUAGUCAACCACUUUUAUGUAUAUCCUUCAGCUGGCACUUUAUUUUUUUAUUCCUCUAACAUAAAAAUAUUAUUCAUCAAACAAUAUAAACGUUAUUCAUCAUCAUUAUGUGGCAAUACCGAAAUUUCCUGGUUUUUAUUUAUUUUUGA